Messenger RNA from Lindgomyces ingoldianus, 1635 nucleotides. RefSeq lists its product as uncharacterized. Gene Ontology annotation, molecular function: protein binding. The transcript has 12 exons. Bases 1 to 1635 code for a protein of 544 amino acids. The record is from RefSeq and is a predicted model, not a curated record. NCBI's taxonomy places the organism in Eukaryota, Fungi, Ascomycota, Dothideomycetes, Pleosporales, Lindgomycetaceae.
AUGAGAGUUUUUCAAGAAGUUGCCUCAGCUCGCUGCAUCGUAAUCACAUGUGGUACAUCAGAAAUCAACGACCAUACAUUUUACCUAGGCCUACGCCCAUUAAAGCGUGCCUAUGAUGGUGCGAUAUUUCGUUCAAAAUAUGCGUCAUUUGCGAGCGCAGCGAAGCUGAAUCAGAGGUCUCUUGCGGAGCUGGUUGACAUGUUUCGUACGCACGAGGCUACAGAUCGGAUGGGCAAGGUUUAUGCUUUUUUAGGAAUGGUGGCUAAUGAUUCGACUCUGACCACCGAUAACACAGGCCUGGCGUCUGACUACGCACGACCGUGGUGUAACGUUUUCCAAAGCACCAAGAACAUCCUCGGAGAGAAGGUAGCAAAUGAAACAGACCGGGGAAUCUGCCAGAGACUAACCGUAGACACCAAGGCCUCAUUCUACGCGAAACCAGUUUGUGAAGAAGACUUAAUGUGUUUUCUCCAAGGAGCACGGAAUCCGACGGCUACCAGACUGUCCAAGGACCAUUUUUCUAUUGUUGUUGUUACGACUCUCCCACCAGAUAUAGUGUUUAUCGCUACGAAGAUCGAUGUUAUGGUAGAUACGAGGGGCCAGGCUGUCGAGGAGAUUGACCUGGAUUUCGAACUCGUCGUUCCGUCCAAGAUUUCUAAUCCAGAACUCGAGUCCUCCAAAAAUAAACAUAAUGAACGCCAACACAGACUGAGGAGAUUGUACGAUCGAAGAAAGUUCCUCCCGACUUGUCACACGAAUGAGAAGGCUUCAGCUGAUCUAUUCUCAUCAAGAGGCAUGAGAGAGUCCGUCCGAUUGGUUUACUCAAACAUCAAUGAUUUGUAUCCGGAUAGUAUGGAUUUACUGGAAAUGUUAGAGGAAGAUUCUAGCGAGGCGACAGACCUCGGCGACGCAAUACUAAUCACGCCCGACCUCAUCGGGGCAUUGCUUAACUCGGCCCAUGGCACCCUCGGGCUAGAGACGCUGUUGAAGUUAUUCGAGAAGAGGGGUGUAGAAAUGCACGUUAUGUGGAGGGUGCUCAAUGCCGCAAUGUUCGGCGACAUGGAAGAUAGCGCUGCUAUCAAAUUCCUACUCAAACAUGGCCGUGAUGGAAUCGCCAAAGUAACCAAAACCACGACGAUCUGCCUCGACACUGCAGUCUACUACGACUUUGCAAUGGAGGGCCCAUCAUGGUGCUUCUUGAACACUUCCAUGAUAUCAUCGACCGCAAGGCCCUGUGGAGAUAUUGCCGGCUGUAGGUACAGCAAAGCCCACAGCGAUGAAAAUGCCGUUCGGGAACUUCUGAAAGCCGUUACCGGUGGGGACAAGGCCGUCGUUGAUCUUCUCGGCAAUGCAGGCGGCCAGGUGGCCGAAGAUAUUUCAAACAAUCGUGGUACUACGCCACUCUACAUUGCAGCGGCACGUGGCAAUAUUGACUUGUGCAGACGGCUGCUGUGUCAGGAUAAACCUAAGUUGUUGGAGCCAUUUGUGCUGGCGGAACGAGAUGGUACAGAGGUGUUGAGGGAGGCUGGUUCUGAUUCCGACUCUGCACAAAAAGUAGAACCAGGACUAGGACUGGACCCAGAACCAGGAAAACAGCAAGAGGAAGAGAAAAGAGAUGGAGACGAUGUGGAAUGA